AAGGCAUGCAUAUCAUACAGUGCUCGUACCGGGUUUUGGGUGUUUUGGUGAAGCUCUGCACAGGCAGGGGGAUAAUGACGGUACGUCUGAUUUUCCUACGAAGAUACACAUAUAAUAUUCUGAACCUAUUUCUAUAAGGCUAUGCAACUCGAUCGCCUCUUGCUCGCAAGAGCUCAAUCUGAAAACCCCUCUUAUCCUUGGUCCUCUCCCACGAUCGGGGUCCUCCCAGAUUUCUCGGGAUCCUGCCCCUGUUGCCAAGUCGAGACUCUCCCCAUUCCUUGGCCUUCCCACUGUCCCUCACUUCCACGCCAUCUAUCGGCCGAACAAUUCUUUGAUAUAAUACCGGUUUGUGUUGGAUCUGUGCAUAGGACUCUGAGAGGUGCAGAUGGGGAAAAAGUCGUCGGGCCGAUUGUCUUUGAGCCCCAAGUUCUGGCUGUGCACGCAGAUCAUAUGCCAGACCCCUUAAAAAACUGUGGAAUGGGGAAGAAAGAUGAUGGGCUGUCAAAAUCCUACAGGCACGUUAGACGAAUACCAAGAUAUCGGUAUCAACCUCCGGGUGAAUCUCCGCUGUAACGUCCUUGCUCAAUCAGUACUGCAGUCUGCGAUAUGGUAGGG
This is a messenger RNA of Tuber aestivum (summer truffle), 615 nucleotides long. The record is from the annotation of a GenBank genome assembly. Lineage: Eukaryota; Fungi; Ascomycota; Pezizomycetes; Pezizales; Tuberaceae.